UAUACAUAUAAGAUGGGUAACGUGUGUUGCUGUGUCCAAGUUGAGGAACGUACAGUAGGUUUUACGAAGAGGUUUGGAAGGUUUGACAGAACUCUUGAACCUGGCUGUCAUUUUGUUCCAUGGAUUUGUGGGUAUCAGCUCGCCGGGAAGCUGUCACUCCAAUGGCAGAGCUUGCUUGUGAAAUGCAGAACAAAGACCAAGGACAAUGAUUUUGUCAAUGUUGUUGCACAUGUGCAAUACCGAGUCCAUCAAGAAAGACAAUAUGAGGCCUUUUACAUGCAGAGUAAUCCAAGACGUCAGAUCCAGGGAUAUGUGCUCAAGGUGAUCGGAGCUAUGGUUGCGGUGCGAAACAUGGACGAAGUUUCUGGGCAGAGGGAUGAAAUUGCCAAAGCUAUUAUGGAAGAAAUGAAAGAGGCUGUGGGUCUCAAUGGAUAUGAGAUUCUGCAAGUCCAAAUCUGGGAUGUAAGUUUGGAUAAGGGACUUGAGCAAGCUAUGAUUGAAGCCAAGAAUGCGAAGAGGAAGGCUGAAGUGGAGAUACACGAUGGUCAAGAAGCGUCCACGUCCGCUGCUAUGUAGUAGAUACA
This is a messenger RNA of Syzygium oleosum, 584 nucleotides long. RefSeq names its product hypersensitive-induced reaction 1 protein-like. The transcript is spliced from 5 exons. Bases 13 to 576 code for a protein of 187 amino acids. The record is from RefSeq and is a predicted model, not a curated record. Lineage: Eukaryota; Viridiplantae; Streptophyta; Magnoliopsida; Myrtales; Myrtaceae.